Molecule: messenger RNA, 534 nt
Organism: Endocarpon pusillum Z07020
Lineage: Eukaryota; Fungi; Ascomycota; Eurotiomycetes; Verrucariales; Verrucariaceae
Exons: 3
Coding region: 1-534 (177 amino acids)
Source: RefSeq, a predicted model, not a curated record
AUGGCAGCCAUUUUCAAUGCCGUUGUCAACCUCGCGCCUUACCAUGUCAUGGCCUAUGGAACCCUCCUCGGCACCGAGCUGUACCAGAGCUUCGUCAUGACCAAAAUCUGCUACCAAGCAUUGCCAAUGGCGCAAUUCACAACUCUCCAGAAGAAAGUGUUUCCAGCAUACUUCCGCAUCCAGGUUGGCUUGAUCGCGCUCACAGCGGCCACGUUUCCGACAAAGAGUAUAGUGUCGCUGGCGCGUGCUGGCUGGUUGUUUUGGGUGCCACUGGGAACAAACUUCGGCAUGGCGGCGCUCAAUUGGCUAGUAUAUGGACCGCGGACACAGGAUAUGAUGAUAAAGAGGAGCCACCAAGAAACGAUCGAUGGUCGGAAGUAUAACGACGAGGAGAACACUAGUGAAGAUAUGCAACGCAUCAAGCGCGACUUUUCGCGAAACCACGCCAUGUCAAUCCAUCUGAACCUAAUUGCUAUGGGGGCUACCAUCUUGUACGGAUUUGCGCUGGCUUCGAAGAUUCGAUUUGUGCUAUAA